ACGUCGUUGCGGGCUUCACGAACCGAGUCAGUGGUCGUAUCGAUGAGUGGGUGCUACAACACCCGCAUCUGUGGAAUCAUAUUGAGACUUUCAUGCUUAUCGUCUAUUUGUUAGCUUUCUUCUUUGGUACUGCCUUUGUCUUAACAUUGUCGCCUAUCAGAAGAUACGUUGACCAGCCGACGGUAAAUUUUUCGCAGCCCAUUGAGCCACCGCAAAUACUGCUGUGGUCGCAUUUCGGAUACCCAUGGGAUAAUACGACACUUCCGAGCCACAGAGGAUUCUUGACAUUACCGUGUGUGCCUAACGGUACCAACGUCUGCUACGUCACUAAAAGCCGCGACGACAUCCACAAAAGCGACGCCAUCGUAUUCAACGCUGAGAGCGCUGACUCAGCGGAUUUGCCCUCCGACCGCCGCUGUGACCAGGUAUGGGUGUUUUUGACAAGUGGCUCGCCCCGGCGGCCAAUUCCGAAGGUCCUCUUGCAGUCGACGCCACCAUUCAACUGGACCAUGGCGUUCCGGGAAGACGCCGACAUCGUGGCACCCUACAGGUUAUGGGGCGACACAAGUACCAAUAAUUCUGCAUCGAGUCUUGUAGGGGACUUUGGCGACAAAAUUGUAACUGCCUUUUGGAUGAUUAGCGAGUGUGAGCAAGAAAAAUUGAAACGCACCAGUGGCUCUCCACUUGUCGACAAUCGCUGGAGUGGAACCGAACGUUUCAUAGACUCUGUUCUGCACAACUUCGACGUUAGUCUAAUCAACGACUGCGGGGCCGAGACUUGCGCGUCUACAGACGAAUGCCUGCGUCUGAUGCAACACAUUCAUGUCUUUGUCAUCGUGAUGGAAUCUUCAGCUUGUUUUGGGCACCCGGCCGAAUUGAUCUACGCUUCGUUGAAGUACGACAUUAUACCUGUGCUUUUUGGCGUCGGAAAAUUUAAGCACUCGUUACCACCUAAUGCCUUUGUCGAUACCACAAAUCUUUCUCGUGAGGACGCCAUCAGCGUUCUCAGGAGCAUUAGCAGGUCGCCACAUUUUUACGCUCACUUUAUAGCGAAGCGACGACAUUUUUCUGUUAGCAGGCCACCAAUAUUGUGCGCUUUGUGUAGUGCGAUGUACGCUCCGCCGAAGAAAUCGUGGCACGGUGAUCUUGUACACUGGUGGCAAAGACGUUCAACAUGUUCAUUGAGAACCAGUAAUGGCACUCGUACAUGACAGCUGGCGACUUACAAUAUAUCGUUGCAAUUCGCAAAGUGCUGGUGACGCUAAUGAGUGCUGGUGGUCACGUCUGGCGCCCGCGCUGGAAAUUAUACAUGGAGACAACUUGACAACUUCGCAGAGGCUUGUGUUAAUGUGAAGGCGUUUUGAUGCGAAAGCAUCAAAUGGAACAUAGAGCGAAAAAGCCGGCGUCUGUCAUCUGGACCAGUGAAAAAUGACACCUAAAUUCCCAUUGGCUGCAG
Molecule: messenger RNA, 1456 nt
Organism: Dermacentor silvarum
Lineage: Eukaryota; Metazoa; Arthropoda; Arachnida; Ixodida; Ixodidae
Product: alpha-(1,3)-fucosyltransferase C-like
Exons: 1
Coding region: 93-1211 (372 amino acids)
Cellular component (GO): membrane
Molecular function (GO): alpha-(1->3)-fucosyltransferase activity
Source: RefSeq, a predicted model, not a curated record